Messenger RNA from Haemonchus placei, 207 nucleotides. Lineage: Eukaryota; Metazoa; Nematoda; Chromadorea; Rhabditida; Trichostrongylidae. The record is from the annotation of a GenBank genome assembly.
AUGUCCUUAAUGAGGUCGACACAGGACGCCUGGUCAGCACUGCCAGGCAACGGGACAUACACUGAAUGCCAGCAGAUGCAAUGCCGCAAUUACGACCCCACCACCGACGCCGCCGCUACAGCGAUCGGCGAUAACGGGACGAUAAGAAAUCAGAACGGAUUAGACGUCGCCGGUAACCCAACUGAGGUCACUUUGCGAAUCGCAUGA